This is a messenger RNA of Caenorhabditis sp. 36 PRJEB53466, 1323 nucleotides long. The record is from the annotation of a GenBank genome assembly. Lineage: Eukaryota; Metazoa; Nematoda; Chromadorea; Rhabditida; Rhabditidae.
AUGCUGAAGUCAAUAAUAAGGACAGCAGCAGUAGCAUCUAGAUCGGGCCGGUUUGCACAAGGGUUGUUUCGGUAACUUCUAAAGUGAAUCGUUGCCACUUCUCCAGUUCAGUCGUCAGAUCUCCUUCACAGCGCUAGUGAGAAGCGAGAGUCAGCCAAAGGAAAUUAUCAAUUUGGAACGGGUUCAAGUCAGAAAACUGCGGAAGCGACGGCCGGUUUCAUCGUCGGUCGUGCCGAAACCACUUCGAGAGCCGUCAGUUGUGGCGAUGGCGCUUGCAGAAUCGGUGCAACUUCAAGACGUGCUCAUGGACAGUCAUCUGAACGGAAUGUACAAUAUCACAAGCAUUGAUGAUGGUUUUAUCGAUUAUUUUUAUAAUUUCGAAGAGAAAAGGGGUUUCAGAAACGGACGAAACGCUUCAUUUCGUCAAAAAGCUCGAAUAUACUAUCAAUCCGGCGGAGCUCAGCGAAAUUUUCGUGUUUCGCGACGGCGUCAUCGUUUUCUGGAAUGUCGAUUCUAGCCAGGUGCAGGAAAAAACGAGGGAAUUGAAGAAUUUUUUCAUACUUUCAGCGUUCGCAAAUCCUUCGCGAGCUGGAGCGUUACGCGGAUGCGCCGUACGAUUCGAUGAUCGUGAUGGACGAGCAGGACCGGAUGUUCUACAAGUUCUCGGAGCAAUCUUCGGUCUCCUCGAUCCGCCAGGACCGUUUCUUCCUUUCCGGCAAACAUUUGGACGCGUUCCACGGCUCGAACGAGGCCAUUCUCGAGCGGUUCGCGUUGAGCCAGGCGUUCGCGGCGUCCGUCAAAAUCGGCGUGUGGGAAAGUCUUCUGAAUAAUCUGGCGGAGCCGUUGAGCACGACGACAAAGUCGCUGACGCAGGGCGUGAUUCCGUGGAGCCGCAAGCAGGCACUCAUGAAAUCGGGAGAGUUCGCCGCGCUUCGACACUCGAUCAACCUGGACUGCACGCUUUUGAAUAAGGACUUCUAUUGGGAACGGCCCGAAUUGGAAAAGUAUUACACGAUGGCCGGCAGGCAUUUCUCAUUGGAUCGCCGGAUAGGGUGGGUCACAUUUCCAGUGAUUUUGUGGCAAUUUUUCUGAUGUAAUCACAAUAAAGAAUGGAUGUUUUGCAGAAUGCUGAACAAGCGACUCGACUACUGCGAAGAGCUCGUCAAAAUGGUGGACAACACGAUCGCCCUGCGGCACGCCUCCACACUCGAGUGGAUGAUCAUCGUGCUCAUCGUCAUCGAGGUCAUCUUCGACGUUUUCCAUUUUGCCGACAAAUCGCCGAAAAGUGUGAUCGUCGUGGAGGCACCACCGCCCAAAAUCUGA